This is a messenger RNA of Theobroma umbraticum, 2269 nucleotides long. Its product is annotated as putative isoprenylcysteine alpha-carbonyl methylesterase ICMEL1. The record is from RefSeq and is a predicted model, not a curated record. NCBI's taxonomy places the organism in Eukaryota, Viridiplantae, Streptophyta, Magnoliopsida, Malvales, Malvaceae.
CUGAUAACAAUAUUUAUUAAUAAUGGAAACGUCCAUGUGGCAAACCAGAAUAGCCUGAAACCAGCAACCCGGCCGCCAUUUUGCCCCUCCAUCUCUCCUUUUAUCCCUCCGACCCUAUUCUCUCUGCCGGGGGACCGCCUGGCCCUGCCCUGCCCUGCCCUGCCCUGCCCAGGUUUUGGUCAACAUAUCUCCUCUUCAAUCUUGAUUGGUACUCGCAGUAUUUUCGAAUCCCAUGUUUUCCCAAUUUUCUGGGACACCAAAGGCUUUCCUUCGUCUAACAACCUCAUGAACAAGUAAACCAACAAACAUUUUGCAUCGGACAGCAAAAGACAGCGCUACGUUCGCUACCGGAAACGAAUCCAAGAUUAAUCCUCAAACUUCCCAAAAACCAAAGUAAAGAAACAAAAAUCCAACAAGAAGGAGAAAUAUAAUGCCAUCUCCAAUCUUGCCCAUAUCAAACCAUCCGUCCUCUGCAUCGGCAGCCACAAUGCUGCUGAAAGCUGAGAUCGAUCCCGACCCAUCAACGACCCUCCUCAUUUCUUCACAAUUCGACACUGAAAAGGCUAUUCCUAUUAAGCCUCUUCUACCUAGAGCUUCAAGUUACAACAGCACAAGCAAUAUUAACAACUCUACUGCCUUCAUCAACUACCAGCAGAGGAGGCGCCGGACUGCCAGCGAUAGCUCGCUUGCUUUGCUAGCAGAUGAGAGUCCCCGCCAGUCUAUAAGCCGGGAAGUCGGCCAUGCUGCUGCCGAGACGUUUCUCAUCACUCGCUUAAGUUUGAAACUUCUAAGAUAUCUCGGGGUAGGCUACAGAUGGAUCACAAGAUUUCUUGCCCUUGGUUGUUAUGCACUGUUACUCAUGCCGGGUUUUAUUCAAGUUGGUUAUUACUACUUCUUCUCCAGACAGGUCCGUAGGAGCAUAAUAUAUGGUGAACAGCCAAGAAAUAGGCUUGAUCUUUAUUUACCUAAAGACAGCCAAGGGCCAAAACCAGUGGUAGCUUUCAUAACUGGUGGAGCCUGGAUAAUUGGUUAUAAAGCAUGGGGUUCUCUUUUAGGUCAACAGUUGUCAGAAAGAGACAUCAUAGUGGCAUGCAUAGACUACAGAAAUUUUCCACAAGGCACAAUAAGUGACAUGGUUAAGGAUGCUUCUCAAGGUAUCUCAUUUGUUUGCAAUAAUAUUGCUGAGUAUGGAGGUGAUCCCAACAGGAUUUAUCUUAUGGGACAGUCAGCUGGUGCGCAUAUUGCUGCUUGUUCACUUGUUGAGCAGGCAAUCAAAGAGGCCGGUGAAGGCGACAGUGUUUCUUGGAGUGUGUCCCAGAUAAAUGCUUAUUUUGGUUUGUCUGGAGGGUACAAUCUUUUUAACCUUAUCGAUCACUUCCAUAAUCGAGGUUUAUACCGUUCGAUUUUUUUAAGCAUAAUGGAGGGGGAAGAUUCUAUGCGUCGAUUCUCUCCUGAAGUAUUGGUACAGGACUCGAACAUUAAGCAUGCUGUUUCUCUCCUUCCUCCUAUCAUUCUUUUUCAUGGUACAGGAGAUUAUUCCAUUCCUUCAGAUGCCAGUAAAAAUUUUGCUGAUACUCUUCAAAGACUUGGAGGGAAAGCAGAAUCCGUAUUGUAUGAGGGAAAGACUCACACGGAUUUGUUUCUUCAGGAUCCCAUGAGGGGUGGCAGAGAUGAGAUGUUUGAAGACCUUGUUGCCAUCGUACAUGCUGGUGAUGAAGAUGCCCUUGCAAGAGAUGCAGUGGCUCCUCCAAGAAGACGCCUUGUACCUGAAUUCAUGUUGAAAUUGGCUCGUAGUGUCAGCCCUUUCUAGCCAUUUGACCAUUGCUCAUCUGUCAGCCCCGAAAGGCAUAUACUACCAAAUGUACCCAUGUGUAUAUCACAAUGGAAAUAUAUUUACUUUGUAGAUAAUCUUUACCAGGCUUAUUUUCCCCUCCUUUCUAUUGUCCUUGGUGAAGAGGUUACCUGGCAUCAAUUGUGGGAGAAUGGGUAUAUUACCAUAGAAUGUAGGUAGGUAGCUAUCUCUUAAAAAUUUGGGACUAAAGUAGUGGAAAACUCAACAUGGCAUUGCUUCGCUAUAGUUUUGAAGGCCCAAAUGUCAUAUUCGGCUAGGCCUGAGCCAUAUGUAAUAUUCUGUUUUAAAGGUGAGGUUAUCAUCGCUGGGGGCUACAGUUGUAGAACGUCCAGCAGCAUUUGUUUCUUCCUUGUUUUGCUCAAGGAAGAAGUGUAAAGCUGAAACCCACUAACAAUAUGAUAUGUUAGAUUGUAGACA